CAGAUUUCAACACAAUGUACUUGAGUGCGAACGACGAUUUUCAUAAUAAAGGGUUUCUGGGGGAAAACGGAGCAAUGAUGAUACAUGCGCCAAGUGGGAAUUCCCUGAUGCAGUCAUCCAAUGGGCGCUCCUCUGUGCCGACACCGAAGGAGCGGCCCGCUGCCAAGACUAGCCUUUACAAGAAGCAUACGUGCGAGGUGUGCCACAAGGCUUUUUCGCGUAGCAACACUUUGCUCACCCACAAGAGAAUCCACACAGGCGACAAGCCUUUCGUCUGCGAUUUGUGUGGCCGGGCAUUUAGACAGCCAGGGAAUCUCACGCGACACAGACUGACUCAUUCAGCUUACAAACCUUUUGUCUGCCCCGUAUGCAGAAAAGCAUUUAACAGAUCGUCAAACUUGACCACACACCUGAAAACCCACGCAGUUAACUUCACAGCUUUUUGAGUGACUCCUGUUUCAGAGGUGUGGAGUUUAAUGUGUCCCAGAGUCAUCUACCUAGAGCCGCCUUUGGAAGUACAAGACUAAAUGAUGCUUACUUUGAUGAAUCCAGAAUUGCCAUGUAGAUAAGAGGGAAAAAAUGACAGUGAGAGAGGUGGAUAGACAGAAAGAGGGGGGAGGAAGAGGGACAGGCACUGAAAGAGGAAGAGGGAGGAAUGAGAGAGAAAAGAGAAAAAAGAGAUGGAGGGAGAAGAGUAAUAGAAGUAUAGGAGGGAGAACAAGGGAGGUAGGGAAGAGAGGAGGGGAGACAGAGUACAUUAACAAAAUACAAGUAAAAUAAAACAAGAACUAUUACUUAACAAUGGACCUCAUUCACCAAUCGUAAACAAACAACAUUUAACCACGUGAUAAUAUUGCUAAAACAUUGAGAGAAAAAAACGUAUCACGUGACAGCCUUUAUGGAUUGCGUAAUUUGUAUACAUGAGAUAGAGAAUCAUGUGGCUAAAUGUUGUUUGUUUACGAUUGGUGAAUGAGGUCCAUUCGGUAAAAGUAAGUUACAUGUUGUCUUCGAUUCUCAUGUUUAGUAAAUGUUUGCAAAUUAUCUACGACAUGCUAUUACCAUUGAUUGUAUAUCAUAUUACA
This is a messenger RNA of Biomphalaria glabrata, 1082 nucleotides long. Its product is annotated as zinc finger protein mnm-2-like. Lineage: Eukaryota; Metazoa; Mollusca; Gastropoda; Planorbidae. Gene Ontology annotation, cellular component: nucleus. The coding region runs from base 15 to 446 and encodes 143 amino acids. The record is from RefSeq and is a predicted model, not a curated record. The transcript has 4 exons.